This is a messenger RNA of Brassica rapa (field mustard), 2168 nucleotides long. Its product is annotated as peroxisome biogenesis protein 12. Gene Ontology annotation, cellular component: peroxisomal membrane; peroxisomal importomer complex. The record is from RefSeq and is a predicted model, not a curated record. Lineage: Eukaryota; Viridiplantae; Streptophyta; Magnoliopsida; Brassicales; Brassicaceae. Gene Ontology annotation, biological process: protein monoubiquitination; protein import into peroxisome matrix. Gene Ontology annotation, molecular function: zinc ion binding; protein binding; ubiquitin-protein transferase activity.
UUAUCCAAUAUUUAAUAUAAAAACACUAAUUAUUCCAUGUUUUCAUCUGUAUUAUCCAAAAUUAUCUUAAGAAUCGAAACCGAACUAAAUCCAAUUUUUUUUUGAGAUAUUAGCUAGUUUCUUAAAUUUUGCUAUCCAAACCAAAAAACUUAAAUAAUCAAAACCAAAAUCAUACCAAAUUUUGUAAAUAACUAAAAGUUGUUAAAUUCUAAAACCAAGAAAACCAGAAACCAAAAAUUGAAAUACACAAACCGAAAUUCCUGAACCAAAACCGAACCUACUCGCAUCAGCAGAGACCCGAUUAAUCAAUUUUUAAUUGGUGAUGAGAUGACAUGGACAAAUCGUUGUCUAGUUGGACUACUGUCGGCUGACGAGUCAGCUAUUGUAAUGUUGCUGACGUGGCUUUACGACGUAAUAAUAUUAUUAUUAUUAUUCUCUCUCGAAAUAAUAUUAUUUCACAAAAUUUCUGCAAUUCUGGAGAAAGCUAAAGGUCUCGCCUUUAUCAAGUAAUCAAGAAGAAGAUGCUGUUUCAGGUGGGAGGUGAUGGCACGCGCCCUACCUUCUUCGAGAUGGCUGCAGCUCAGCAGCUUCCAUCUAGCCUCCGCGCCGCUCUCACAUACUCCCUCGGCGUUUUUGCAUUGAGAAGAUCGUUUCUUCACAGAAUCUUAGACUACGAGGAUGAGUUCUUUGCUGCUCUGAUGCUUAUCCUCGAAGGACAUAGCUUACGAACCACAGAUGCUUCGUUUGCUGAAUCAUUGUAUGGUUUAAAGAGGAAGUCAGUGAGAUUGAGAUUGAGAUUAUGCAAAGGUUCUGGUUUAGAGAAACGCCAGAGGAUCCUCUCUGUUGUGUUUCUGGUUGUGUUACCGUAUUUUAAGUCGAAGUUGCAUGGUAUAUAUAACAAGGAGAGGGAAGCUAGGCUCCGGGAGAGUUUAUGGGGAGCAGAGGAUCAAGGGUUUGAUGAAGCUGACUUUUUCACAGGGGAGGAGCCAGUUGUUUCAAGAGGGGAUAGUGGGGAUCAGGAGCUUUCUGCGAAGUUUGUAGCUGUGUGCUAUCCUCUGAUGCAUGCAUCAAGUGAAGGAUUAUCAUUCACUUACCAGCUCUUAUAUCUACUAGACGCUACUGGAUUUUAUUCCCUUGGCCUUCAAGCUCUUGGAGUUCAAGUUUGUCGAGCUACAGGACAAGAACUGAUGGAUACAUCUUCAAGAAUUUCAAAGAUAAGAAACCAUGAGCGUGAGAGACUUCGUGGUCCUCCAUGGCUAAAAACAGUGCAAGGGGCACUUCUCAGCUGUUCAUAUGCAGUGCUUGAUUACGCCCAAACCGGUUUAAUUGCAGCAGUUUUUAUCUUUAAAAUGAUGGAGUGGUGGUAUCAAUCAGCUGAAGAGAGAUUGACAGCUCCUACCGUGUACCCUCCACCACCACCUCCUCCAUCCCCAAAGGUGGCUAAAGAAGGAAUCCCUCUACCUCCUGACAGGACUCUCUGCGCGUUAUGCUCGCAAAAACGUGCAAACUUGUCAGUUGUAACAGUCUCUGGAUUUGUUUUCUGCUAUUCUUGUGUAUUCAAGUAUGUUUCACAGUACAAGCGAUGUCCAGUGACAUUGAUUCCAGCAAGCGUGGAUCAGAUUAGGAGGUUGUUUCAUGACACACAGAAAAAAAAUUUUUUAAUGGGUUUGAAGCCAAACAGUGAGCGCUUCUGUUCUCAAUCGUUGGUUUGGAGAUGGCGCAACCAGAGUCUACAGACUCUACACUGGAAGAGCUAAAAUGACUGCUAAGUGAGACGCCUAAUUCCACAAUUGGUUAAUGUAUAUUUUAUAUAAAUGGAUAAGCUUUCUUGUUGAGUUCAUCAAGCUUGGGAUCAAGUGCAUCUUGUAUUGCAAGAAAGCUGAGUUUGUUUGUUUGUUUUGUGGUUUCUUGCUUUGUGGGUUUUUAUCCAGGGUAGGAAAGACGAAAUCAUCAGUGAGCCCUUAGAAGAGGCAUUGACAAAGUUAUCCAAGCUCAAAAGAUCUGCUUAAGGGAGUAGUUAACUGCUAGAUAAUGAAUAAACUGCAUUGAUAAAUCUAGGAUCUAAUCUAGUAUACCAUUGUAGUAGUAGAGAUCGUUUUGGUUGGUUUAGUUUUUUUUUUUUUGUGGGGCAUGAUAAUGCAUCUAAGCAAGGGCGGUGUUGUAUAUGA